Molecule: messenger RNA, 2770 nt
Organism: Nicotiana tabacum (common tobacco)
Lineage: Eukaryota; Viridiplantae; Streptophyta; Magnoliopsida; Solanales; Solanaceae
Product: auxin efflux carrier component 7
Biological process (GO): auxin export across the plasma membrane; auxin polar transport
Cellular component (GO): plasma membrane; endoplasmic reticulum
Molecular function (GO): auxin efflux transmembrane transporter activity
Source: RefSeq, a predicted model, not a curated record
ACUCUCAUGUAAUUUCACUCUCUCUUGUGUUCACUCCUUUUCUUCUUCUUCUUCCCCCAAAAAACACACUUUCUCACUAGUCCUUUUUUAACUCUCUGAUUUGCAGCAUAAAUAGAAACAUUUCAGAGAUAAGUCAGCACCACACAGCAGAAAAACAUAUAUCCCUUUUUUAGUCAGUAGUACUACACACAGUUCAGUUAAAUAACGGUUUUUCUUCUUCCCCAUCUUGCCCUUUUUCUUCUCCACAUUCACUCACCAUUACUAUAUUUUCUUGAUUUUUCUCAAGUUUUGCAAAAAUGAUCACUUGGCACGAUCUAUAUGUUGUGUUAACAGCAGUUGUUCCUUUGUAUGUUGCUAUGAUCUUGGCAUAUGGUUCUGUCCGAUGGUGGAAAAUCUUUUCCCCUGAUCAAUGCUCUGGUAUAAACAGAUUUGUGGCUAUUUUUGCAGUCCCUUUACUUUCCUUUCACUUUAUAGCCAUGAACAACCCGUAUGAAAUGAACUUCCGUUUCAUUGCUGCUGAUUCUUUACAAAAGGUUAUUAUGUUAGUGGUGCUUUCAUUAUGGGCUAAUUUGACAAAAAAUGGUAGCCUAGAAUGGAGCAUUACAAUUUUCUCACUUUCAACACUUCCUAAUACACUUGUUAUGGGAAUUCCUUUGUUAAUUGCUAUGUAUGGUGAGUACUCUGGUAGUUUAAUGGUACAAGUUGUAGUGUUACAGUGUAUUAUUUGGUACACCCUUUUGCUUUUCUUGUUCGAAUAUCGUGGGGCUAAGAUGCUUAUUAUGGAACAAUUUCCUGAAACUGCUGCUUCCAUUGUUUCAUUUAAAGUGGAAUCUGAUGUUGUUUCUUUAGAUGGACAUGAUUUUCUUGAAACUGACGCUGAAAUUGGCCAAGAUGGUAAACUUCAUGUUACUGUAAGAAAAUCAAAUGCGUCUAGGAGAUCAUUUGCUAUGGACCAUAGACCAUCAAAUCUAACUGGAGCUGAAAUUUAUAGCUUAAGUUCUUCAAGAAAUCCAACUCCUAGAGGAUCUAAUUUUAAUCAUAAUGAUUUUUACUCUAUGAUGGGUUUUCCUGGAGGAAGAUUAUCCAAUUUUGGUCCUGCGGAUAAUAUGUAUUCUGUUCAAUCGUCUCGGGGUCCAACCCCGAGACCGUCUAAUUUUGAAGAAAAUUGUGCUCCGGGAGGUCUGAUUCAGAACUCUCCGAAGUUUGGAUUUUUCCCGGCGCAGACUGCUACCCCAGGUUAUUAUCCUGCACCGAAUCCCGAAAUUGCUUCGACAGUACCUAAGAAUACAAAACCUCAGCAACAACAAAAUGUUCAAGUACAAAAGCAAGAUGUACAACAACAGCUGAAUGCUAAAGGUAAUAAUCAUGAUGCUAAGGAACUUCACAUGUUUGUUUGGAGCUCGAGUAAUUCGCCGGUGUCGGAAGCCGGCGGCCUCCAUGUGUUCGGCGGCAAUGAUUUCAGUGCUAACGAACAAUCUGGUCGGUCCGAUGGUGCUAAAGAAAUUAGGAUGUUGGUUUCUGAUCAUCCUCAAAAUGGGGAUAAUACUAAAGCCAUUCCGCAAAGUGGGGACUUUGUUAGGGAAGAUUUUAGCUUUGGAGGUGCCAAUGGUGGUGGAAAAGAUGGAGAUGAAGAAAAAGGAGAAAAAGAGGGACCCACUGGACUGACUAAACUGGGGUCCAGUUCCACAUCGGAGCUACACCCGAAAACCGCCGGAGUUCAAGAUUCCGGUACCGGAAAACAGAUGCCACCGGCGAGUGUUAUGACUCGUUUAAUCUUAAUCAUGGUUUGGCGUAAGCUUAUCCGUAACCCGAACACGUAUUCGAGCCUCAUUGGUCUGAUUUGGUCACUAAUCUCAUUUAGGUGGCAUGUGCAUAUGCCCAAAAUCAUAGAGAAAUCAAUCUCUAUUCUCUCAGACGCUGGUCUUGGAAUGGCUAUGUUUAGCUUAGGUCUGUUUAUGGCUUUGCAACCAAAGAUCAUUGCAUGUGGGAACACAGUGGCUACAUUUGCAAUGGCUGUGAGGUUUUUGACUGGCCCAGCAGUUAUGGCUGCUGCUUCCAUUGCCGUUGGUCUUCGUGGUACCCUCCUCCAUGUAGCCAUUGUACAGGCUGCAUUGCCACAAGGGAUUGUCCCAUUUGUGUUUGCUAAGGAGUACAAUGUUCAUCCAGCUAUUCUUAGCACUGCGGUUAUUUUCGGGAUGUUGAUAGCAUUGCCAAUCACAUUAGUGUACUACAUCAUUCUUGGAUUAUAAGAUCGAGUCAAGUGAAAGAAAGAAAAAGAUAGCUAGUGGGAAAUGAAGAAAAUGAAAUAUUUCACUGGUUGCUGAGUUUGCAUUAAUAUUACCCAUGAAAACUCCCAGAUAUUUGGAGCAUAGGACAAGAUAUUUGACUUAAAUUAGUUUGAGGUCCUGAUAUUUGAAGAAAACACACCCAAAUGUGCAAACUUAGAGAAGAGCAAAUUGGGAAUCGUCUAGUGGAAAAGAGGAGACAUGGAGGAGCAAAACAAGGAAGCAAAAUGAAUGAUUAUAGUUUAUUUUCUUCCCCAUAAUUAUUACGCGUGUAAAGUGUCAAUUAGUAAGAAAUUCGGAUUUCUUCUGACUUUUCAAGGUGGAGUGAAUGGUAGAAUUGUAGUUUCUAGUUCAGAAUUUUUUUUUCUUUUUUUGUUAAUUGACCACUCGCGUGUAUUUAGUUAUUGUAAUAGUUUGGUUUGUUGUUUACUUCUUUUGUAAUUACUUUAGAUUUUUUAAAGGACUAUAUGGUCAAAAAGAUUGCA